This is a messenger RNA of Didymella exigua CBS 183.55, 1294 nucleotides long. RefSeq lists its product as uncharacterized. The record is from RefSeq and is a predicted model, not a curated record. Lineage: Eukaryota; Fungi; Ascomycota; Dothideomycetes; Pleosporales; Didymellaceae. The coding region runs from base 50 to 1180 and encodes 376 amino acids. The transcript has 5 exons.
UCCCCGGCGGGUGGGUCAGGCCGCGAACUUCUAUGUCGGCCUCAUCGGCAUGAUCUUGGCGACAUUAUUCCUGGUAAUCAGAAUCUACACCAAAGUCGUUCUAGCGAGACAAUUUUCUGCAGAUGAUGGCGCUCUCCUUCUAGCAUGGGCAUUCUCUGUCACUAUACAGACCAUUAUACUCUAUCAAUAUGGUCGAGGAACGCUCGGUAUCCACAUAUGGGAGAUCCCAGCCCACAGCAUCAAUUCAACGUUCAAUCUUGUCAGCGUUUGUAGUAUUCUGUAUUGCCCCUUCCUUGCCGCCGCCAAGUUCUCGCUCCUCUUCUUCUACCUCAGGCUCUCGCACUUACGAUGGUUCCGGAUUGCCGUCUACACCAGCAUGUUUCUCGUGGUCGGCUACAAUAUCGCUCUGGUAUUCCCUCUGAUCUUCACCUGUACGCCAGUGAUGAAGAACUUUGACAUCUUCAUCACAGAUGGAUCUUGCCUGAACAGGACCCCACUUUACAUGGCAACAGCCGUCCUCAACAUGGCUACCGACAUCAUGCUGCUGCUCCUUCCGAUUCCGAUGAUCAUUAAGCUGCAAAUGUCCAGAGUGCAGAAAGCAGGGCUGAUCUGCAUAUUUGGCGUCGGUUCCGCAACAUGCGUCACCAGUGGUGUGCGUCUCUUCCUCCUCUUCCCCAUGCUCAAGACCAUUGACCUAACAUGGGCAAUCGUCACACCCGGUAUCUGGAUCCUUAUCGAAGCUAACUUGGUCAUCAUCACCGGCACCCUCCCCACCAUGCGGCUUUUCUUUCGCCACGUUGCGCCCCGCUUCAUCGGCGAAUCCAGCAUGCGAGGUCGUAGCGCUAAGUCCGGUGCCAGCGGCUACGGCACUGGUUAUGGAGAUGGACAUGCAGGCGGCUCGAAACACGUCGAAAGCGAGCUCAAGACUAUCAGCUCCAAGCCGACCCGCAGCAGAUACAACCGCAUGGGCGACGACGAAGUGAGCGUCGGUAGCGACGAGAUUGCGUGUUGGCGCGCAGACGCAGGGAGUGACAAAGGCAUCAUUUCAACACCGGUACCAGCAGAGCUGAAUAGAAAGCCGAGCAAGAGUGGGAUCAUAAAGACGCAGACUACGACUAUCACCUCUGAGCUGGUCCCACAAGCAGAUGAGCGGCGGUCGAGUUGGGCACCUGGGUUUUGAUUGCGGCUGUUGCGGUAGAGGUGCGCGUAGUCAGUAGGCCCGAUGAGCCGCGUACCUUACCUUGCACGUGUAUCGAUCGGUACACCUGCAGGGCGAUGAAGAAAAUCCAUCAGC